GGGCAAGCGCUGUGACACUUGGUCUUACGUGCUGAUCCCAACGACUCAGCCGGGGCAGUUCACUGUGGACCAUGGAGAACCUGGGUCGGACAAAGAGGACACGCAAGUGAUGGACACUGACUAUACCAGGUUCGCCCUGAUGCUUUCACUCCGACAGGUCAGCAGGCAGACCGUCAUCAGGGUCAGCCUUCUGGGAAGAAGCUGGAGUCUGCCUCCCAGGACACUAGACAAGUUUUUCUGCCUGGCCAGAGCCCAAGGCCUCACGAAGAAAAACAUCAUGUUCCCAGAUAUGACCGGUAAUGGGUUCACAGGGAGUGGACAAUGGGAGAUGGAAAUGGGGCCUGGAGGGCGCUUCCACCGGCCCUCACAAGCUUGGUGUCACCUCGUGUCCCAGUCACCCCUGCCCACCCUGGGCCCCUUGUCCUGGGAUCCCCCUUGCCACCCUGGUGCCCUGCUCACAGGGGACAGGGGCUCAUCCCGGGAACUUCUGGGCCUCAGACAGCCUGUCCAGCACUGGAGAGCCCCUGAGAGACAAGGCUGA
Castor canadensis (American beaver) is the source of this 541-nucleotide messenger RNA. NCBI's taxonomy places the organism in Eukaryota, Metazoa, Chordata, Mammalia, Rodentia, Castoridae. The record is from RefSeq and is a predicted model, not a curated record.